Molecule: messenger RNA, 3011 nt
Organism: Oryzias latipes (Japanese medaka)
Lineage: Eukaryota; Metazoa; Chordata; Actinopteri; Beloniformes; Adrianichthyidae
Gene: abcd4
Product: ATP-binding cassette, sub-family D (ALD), member 4
Biological process (GO): fatty acid beta-oxidation; very long-chain fatty acid catabolic process; long-chain fatty acid import into peroxisome
Cellular component (GO): peroxisomal membrane
Molecular function (GO): ATP binding; long-chain fatty acid transmembrane transporter activity; ABC-type transporter activity
Source: RefSeq, a predicted model, not a curated record
AAACCGGAAGUCCGGUAUUUGACAGCAACCGGUUAAAAAAAAUAUCUUCAGGGUAGCUUACAUUCAAAUACAGCAAACAAAUCUGUAGGUUAUGAUUAGCUUUUCAACAAAAAAUAUUAUUCAUAUAUUUUUAAGGGAACUAGCAAGGAUCGUGUUAUUCAUAUUUGUAUUUUGCUGACUUAGCUAGCUUAUUUUGCUUGUUGACGGAUGUUACAACUCGGAGGACCCUCGUGAUACAGUUGCUGGUCAAACCCCUCAGUUGCUGGGGUUGCUCGUUGACAGUUUGACUGUAUGAAUUAGCAACAGGGGUAGUAAAAGUUUACUUUUAGGGGAAUUAUAAUCGUCCCCCGGAGGAGAUGCCUCGUCUGGAAAAAACUGGAAAAGGGACAAAAAGACCCAAACUAGACUGGAGGUUUGUGCAGAGGUUCUGCAGCAUCCAGAAGGUUCUGUUCCCAUCAUGGACCAGUCAGAGCGUUCUGAUGUUUGGGACACUGCUCGUAGUCACUCUGACAGAGCAGCUGAUCAUUUACCAGGUGGGCGUCCUUCCCAGUCACUUCUACAAUGUGCUGGCAGACAAAGAUUCCUCUGGCUUCAGGAGCCUGGUGGGAGCAUCCAUGGUGCUCAUCAUACUUAACUCCACUCUGAAAAGUGUGGAUCAGUACAUUUGCAACCUGAUGUAUGUUAACUGGAGAAAGACGCUCACUGAGAGCCUCCACUCGGCCUACUUCCAGGGCAGAGUCUACUACACUCUCAAUGUUCUCAGAGAGGACAUAGAUAAUCCAGACCAGCGCAUCAGUCAGGAUGCGGAGCGACUGUGUAAACAGAUGAGCAGCAUGGCAAGUCGCCUCAUCGUCUCACCGUUCACACUGUCCUACUACACUUAUCAGUGUUUUCACAGCACCGGCUGGAUCGGUCCUGCGAGCAUCUUUGGAUACUUUCUAGUUGGAACUGUUACCAAUAAAAUCCUCAUGGGCCCAAUUGUGUCAACUCUGUUUGAGCAAGAAAAGCUGGAAGGAGACUUCAGAUUCAAACACAUGCAAAUCCGUGUCAACGCAGAAUCUGCAGCUUUUUUCAGAGCCGGUAAAGUGGAGCACAUGCGGACAGACCGAAGGCUGCAGGCCCUGCUGUGGACGCAGAAGAGCCUCAUAAACAAAGAGCUUUGGCUGUACAUCGGGGUGAACACCUUUGAUUACCUGGGAGGUUUUCUCAGCUACAUCAUCAUCGCCAUUCCCAUCUUCAGUGGUAUUUAUGACGGGCUCACUCCAGGUGAACUUAGUGCUCUUAUAAGUAAGAAUGCCUUUGUUUGCAUCUACCUGAUAAAUGGAUUCACACAGCUAAUAGACCUGUCAACAACUCUGUCAGAUGUGGCCGGAUACACCCACAGGAUCGAGGAGCUGAGGGAGGUGAUGGAUGACAUACUGCACAAGCAGUGUGACUAUGACCCCACGUCAGGGCAGAGCUACGACUUUGACAGCAGUGACUUUAACGUUCAUGGAGGCCCCGUGGACACAGCCUUCGUUGUGGAGCAUCUCUCAUACAAAUCGCCAUACUCAGACCAGCUGUUGGUGGAAGAUCUGAGUAUGAAAAUCAGCCAAGGAACCCAUCUGCUGGUCGUGGGGAACACGGGAACGGGGAAGACGUCACUGCUACGCAUCCUGAACCGCCUUUGGGAAGCAGACAGCGGUUUGGUUCAGAUGACCACGUGUUUUGGGCCCAGGGGAACCCUCUUCCUCCCGCAGAAACCCUACCUGACAGACGGCACGCUGCGAGAGCAGGUGAUUUACCCACUUAAAGACAACUACCCUGCAUCAGGGUCGGUGGAUGAUGACAGAAUCAUACGGUUUUUGGAGUUGGCCGGAGUGUCUAGUCUGCUGAAACGGACUGGGGGACUGGAUGAGGACGUGGACUGGAACUGGUAUGACGUUCUGUCUCCUGGUGAAAUGCAGCGCCUCUGUUUUGCACGGCUUUUCUACCUGCAGCCGCAGUACGCUGUUUUAGACGAGGCCACCAGCGCUUUGACUGAAGACGCGGAGGCACAGCUGUACCGGACAUGUAAGCAGCUGGGGAUGACGUUAGUCAGUCUUGGACACCGCAGCAGCUUGGAGAAGUACCACGACAUGCAGCUGAGGCUGUGCGGAGGAGGCCGCUGGGAGUUAACGAAGUUAAAAGGAGCUGGCUGGAGCUCUGACCACACUGAAGAAGACGUUUGACCUCACUAACGUGCAGAAAACCUCUCAAUUCAUCUGCUAGAAUAUUCAAGUCCUUCAGUUCCUGGUUUGUGGAUGAAAACUGGAAAAUCUGCCAAUGAUGCCGCCGCCAUCACAGAGAAAAUGACACAAAUUCAAUUUACAUGUGAACAUUUUUUGAUUUAUUUCUACAAAAAAAGUGUUGAUUUGUGUUUUUAAACAAUUACUUACAUAAAGUUUUAAUAUAUGUAAUUAAUACUAAAAUAUUUCACAGUUAAAAACCUUUUUUUUUUUCUAUAAAAAAAAACAAAGGCACAAGCGGUGUAGAAGGGAGUAACUUUCACAUCCUUCAGUAGAACUUGUUCCUGUGACCAUCACUUCAUGGAGAUCUUGGAGUGGCCUUCGAUGAUCUCCUGAACCGCUGCAGGAUCAUCCAGGGUGCUCAGGUCUCCCAAACUGUCCAGGUCGCUCUCCACAACUUUGCGCAGCACCCGGCGCAUAAUCUUUCCCGAGCGGGUUUUAGGGAGACGCUUGACGAGCUGUGACACAAAGAGUCAACUUUUACCAGGUGUGCUUUGACUCAAACAUUGGCAUUUCCUCUCCCGAAUUAAGGGGGUGGAUUUACCAAAAUGAAGUCCGGACAAGCGUACUUGGCAAUUUUUUCAGACACCACGCUGUUCAGCUGCUUGUACAAAUCCUCCUCUUUAAUCUUCAUAUUUUUCUUUAACACCACAAAAGCAUAAAUUCCUAAAAAUAGAGAAUGGAUGAUUUUUUUUUUUUUAUGGAUCAUUUCAAAAUAAAGUUAGCGUUUUGGAUCAAACUGUA